This is a messenger RNA of Coccinella septempunctata (seven-spotted ladybird), 1554 nucleotides long. Its product is annotated as zinc transporter ZIP1-like. NCBI's taxonomy places the organism in Eukaryota, Metazoa, Arthropoda, Insecta, Coleoptera, Coccinellidae. The record is from RefSeq and is a predicted model, not a curated record. Gene Ontology annotation, molecular function: zinc ion transmembrane transporter activity. The transcript is spliced from 4 exons. Gene Ontology annotation, biological process: zinc ion transmembrane transport. Gene Ontology annotation, cellular component: plasma membrane. Bases 260 to 1390 code for a protein of 376 amino acids.
GCGUGGGGAAUUCCUCAGUUCUUGAGAGCGGUUUCUUGAAGUCGCUUACUCCUCGGAUGUUUAAGUCAUACUCGGUGUUUUACCAUCCGCGGACAAAUCGCGGGAGAGCAUUCAUUCGACACGAGAUGUUCUUCGAGAUCUGAUUGACUGGCAGCGGCGUUUCUCUUCAGGUGCAUCAGUCGUUGGUUUUUAACAGUGGAGGAUGGUAAAUCGAUGAUGCAGCACCCUUGACAAGAAAAGACCAUUCGAGAAGCCCAAGAUGGACCCAACAACCAGGGCAGCGAUCGAGAUAGUGAACGCCAAUGACGUUCUGUCCGCGAAAGUGAUAGGGAUGGUAGUGUUAGGUCUGAGUUCGUUCCUUCUUGGUAUACUGCCGAUGAGACUGACCAAAUAUGUAAAUGUGAAGAAUGUUGAUGGCGAUAAGAACCUUCUUAUUUCCCUAUUGAUGUGCUUCGGAGGCGGAGUGUUACUGUUCACGACUUUCAUACACAUCCAACCGGAAGUGCGCGAAGGUUUCGCCGUCUUGAAGUUACAGAACAAACUGCCCGAAAUUUGGGGGAAUCUGCCGAUCAGCGAGAUAGUGCUGUGUGCCGGAUUGUUGCUAGUGUACUUCAUCGAGGAAGUAGCCCAUAAGUUCUUACAUAACAAAGUGCCUAGUGAAGUGCUCCACAGGAGUCUAUCCAUGAGGUGCACGAAGAAAGACUCUCAAAUCGCCAUACCCAGAGUGACCCUCAACAAAUUCGACGACGGCAACAUAAGUUGCAUCACCACCUCCAACAAGCAGCUCUUGAAUUCCCAAUCCACCAUAAACAUCGAGCCCAGGUCGUCAGGACACCAUCAUCAUUUCCACGGGAAUCUGAAGAAGUCUUUCAGUGGGCUGCUCGCGGUUUUGGCACUGAGCUUCCAUGCAGUUUUUGAGGGACUCGCAGUAGGUUUGGAGUCUAGCGAGGAGAAAGUUUGGUACCUCUUUCUAGCCAUUGCCACCCACAAAUUGGUUAUUGCCUUUUGCGUUGGUAUAGAACUGGUGACGUCAGAAACGAAGGCCACACUUACGAUUUUAUAUAUCGGAAUAUUUUCUAUAGUUACCCCGUUAGGUAUAGGUGCUGGUCUUCUAUUGACAGAAGGUGCUAAUGAAGUCAACUUAAUUGCCCUCAUCCUACAAGGAAUGGCAGCUGGAACACUAUUGUAUGUGGUUUUUUUCGAAGUUCUGGCUAGAGAGCGAAAUAACGACCAUUGUGGUAUAUACCAAUUAUUAUCUAUAAUAUUGGGAUUUAUUCUAAUGGCUGGUCUUCAAAUUAUGACUGGCCACAGUCACGGAAGUCACCAGCAUGGACACGAACAUCCUGUACACCAUCAUCAUCACCACGAGGAUAUGAGAAGUUUAACGUGAUCUGAAACGAUUCUAGUCUUAGGUUUGACCUACCAGUGUUGAAGUGGAACCAUUUGCAGUAUUUAUAAUUUUAUGAAUACCAACUUUUUGUAUUUUAAUUUAUGUGAAUAUAUUUUAAUGACGACAGUCGAUAACAAAAGAUGAAAUAUAUAUUCGUAAUAAAA